AUGUCGACGUCUAUCCUGCACGCAGCCAGGCACCCUCGCGAGGCUGGUCCCGCUGUACCCGUCUGGGUCUCCAGGCCGGCCUGCCAGCAUCCCCAGGAUGCCUUGAACGCGCUCUCUAUCUUCCCUGCAUACCGCACAAGCGGAUCUAAUUUAAAUAUUCUUUGCCGGGAGCAAGGGGUUCGCCCAGCUCUUUGGGCUCGAACCCGUGGAAGGGAGGAGCGUGAAGGCGCGGGUCGGACUCCGCGCCUCCAAAGAGGACACCAUGCAUUCGUCCAUCCAUCCAUCCAUCCAUCCAUCCAUCCAUCCAUCCAUCCAUCCAUCCAUCCAUCCAUCCAUCCAUCCAUCCAUCCAUCCAUCCAUCCCGCCACUGAUCCUCAGCGAGGCGCAAACGCGCCCCCUGCAGGCGGCGCGCGGCCGCGAGCGUCGGGACCGGAACGAAAACCGUCCUACGGAACGCGAGGCGCGUGCUCCGAGUUUCCGGGGAGGAGGGCAGGAGAGGAGCUGCGCGAGGCGGUCCCUUCGGCAGCGGAGGCGGCAAUGGCCGCGCGGGCCUGGGGGCUGCGCCUCGGGCGGGCCGCCCCCGGUGGCGGGCUUGGCUGGAGAUCGAUAGCGGCAUCCCCAGCGUCUCGCCUGUCACCGGCAGAACUGAUAGAAAUGCGGAAUGACCUCUUUAAUAAAGAGAAAACCAGGCAGUUAUCGUUAACUCCUCGGACUGAGAAGAUCGAAGUCAAGCACGUUGGGAAAACGGACCCUGGCACCGUCUUUGUGAUGAACAAAAACGUUUCCACGCCUUACAGUUGUGCUAUGCAUUUAAGUGAGUGGUACUGCAGGAAGUCCAUCCUGGCUCUUGUGGACGGACAGCCUUGGGACAUGUAUAAGCCUUUGACCAAAUCCUGUGAAAUUGAAUUUCUUACUUUCAAAGAUCGUGAUCCAGGAGAAGUGAAUAAGGCUUAUUGGCGUUCUUGUGCCAUGAUGAUGGGCUGUGUGAUAGAGAGGGCAUUCAAAGAUGAAUAUGUGGUCAGUUUGAUCAGAGCUCCAGAAGUUCCUGUAAUCUGUGGAGCCUUCUGCUAUGAUGUAGUUCUGGAUAAGAGACUUGAUGAGUGGAUGCCAACAAAAGAGAACCUACGUUCCCUCACAAAAGAUGCUCGUGCUUUAAUUUAUAAAGAUCUUCCAUUUGAAACUCUGGAAGUGGAAGCAAAAGUGGCAUUAGAAAUAUUUCAGCACAACAAGUACAAAAUGGAUUUCAUAGAAGAGAAGGCAUCUCAGAACCCUGAGAGAAUAGUUAAGCUACACAGAUUUGGUGACUUCAUUGAUGUGAGUGAGGGUCCUCUCAUUCCAAGAACUAGUAUUUGUUUCCAGUAUGAAGUAUCAGCAGUUCAUAAUCUUCAAGCCAACCAGUUGAAUCUUGUACGAAGAUUCCAGGGUCUGUCUUUACCUGUACACUUAAGAGCACAUUUUACUAUAUGGCAUAAACUAUUGGAAAGAUCUCGGAAAAUGGUAACUGAAGAUCAAACUAAACCUACAGAGGAAAGUGCAUCGACCUAGUGACUUCCUAAAAUUUAAAUAUGUAUAGUAAAUUAAAAUAAAAGUUUUCUAUGAAAUA
This is a messenger RNA of Canis lupus familiaris (dog), 1603 nucleotides long. RefSeq names its product mitochondrial ribosomal protein L39 (gene MRPL39). The transcript has 12 exons. Gene Ontology annotation, cellular component: mitochondrion. NCBI's taxonomy places the organism in Eukaryota, Metazoa, Chordata, Mammalia, Carnivora, Canidae. Gene Ontology annotation, molecular function: RNA binding; nucleotide binding. The coding region runs from base 1 to 1545 and encodes 514 amino acids. The record is from RefSeq and is a predicted model, not a curated record.